Messenger RNA from Daphnia pulicaria, 945 nucleotides. RefSeq names its product E3 ubiquitin-protein ligase TRIM32-like. The coding region runs from base 1 to 945 and encodes 314 amino acids. Lineage: Eukaryota; Metazoa; Arthropoda; Branchiopoda; Diplostraca; Daphniidae. The record is from RefSeq and is a predicted model, not a curated record. The transcript is spliced from 4 exons.
AUGGCGUCAGCUAUCGAAGACGAAUUCGUGACUUGCAGUAUUUGCAUGAGUGAAUACAAUGAAGAUUCCAGGAAGCCAAAAGUCUUACCUUGUUCUCACACUGUUUGCCUUACUUGCCUCCAGGGGAUAUUUCGCAACAAUGCCAUUGCAUGCCCCUACUGUCGCCAAAGUUCAAAAGUUGGUGGCCAUUUAGAUGUUCGAAAACUUCCUAUUAACUCUCAUGCUCUUCACAUCCUGAAGUUGAAUCAACAAAUAGUUGAAUUAACUACAUUGGAAGAUACAUGUGAUAAAUAUUGGUGCUUCACUUGCGGUUUCAUGGCAAAAACUGAUUGUGCCACCUCCAAACAUUCCACCCUGUAUCUGUCGGCAGACACAGUCAAUAAUUUAGAUGCCUUUGUUGAACUCAGAGAAGAAUUCCAUGCAAAGAAAACAAAGGAAAAGAUCAAUUUGACUGUAGGACUUGAAAUGAGAAAAUACAUUCAAAGUUACCUGAAUGAGCUGUCACAAUCUGUGGAGGCUGCCAAGAAACAAAUUGAAGAGCUCCAGAAUGAAAAUAACCUUUGCAUGGAUGAAAUCGUUUCCAAAUUGGAUGGCCUUCUUCAAAUAAGCGAAAAAGAUCCACAGAACAAAACUACAGAACUCUUCCUCGCUGAAGUAGCUUCAUGUUUGGAUGAUUCAACGCCAGAAGAAAUGGUAGACAAGCUGAAAGUCGAGUUAGACAAGUCUUUGGAGACGUGCCAGCAAAGUCUCAAAGAGACGGCGUCUCUCUCGUGUCAAUAUGAACAAUGGAUGAAAAAGAAAAUAGCCAUCAAGAUCUUUGAUUUGGAUGGGCGCCAAAAUACGAUUUGUCCUCUUCUCGAUCAAGGUUUCCAGUUGCUGACCGGAAACGGUUCAGAUGGUAUCUCCAAAAUUAACGAUCCGCUUAUUGACUUCCUUCAAGGAUAA